Messenger RNA from Ustilaginoidea virens, 2136 nucleotides. RefSeq lists its product as uncharacterized. The record is from RefSeq and is a predicted model, not a curated record. Lineage: Eukaryota; Fungi; Ascomycota; Sordariomycetes; Hypocreales; Clavicipitaceae. The transcript has a single exon. The coding region runs from base 1 to 2136 and encodes 711 amino acids. Gene Ontology annotation, molecular function: nucleic acid binding; zinc ion binding.
AUGAGUACUGGAAACCAGCCAGUUGGCACUAUCGGCAUAGAGUCGAGCGUCUACGAGCCCGGCAUGGAAGGAUUGGAGUUUGCGAAUGUUGGCGCCGCGCUGGAGCCCCAGGACGACUGUGCAAGUACAAAGCAGACACCCGGCCAGAAGCGACCGCGGGCGUUGGAUGAGGACGACGAAAGUAGCUCCGAUGGCUACUCGCCCUCUGCCAACAUCGUCCCUUCUCCGCGCGAAACAAAGCGAGCCAGAUUUAAACAGGACCAGUCGGUUUGCGGUCCAGAGCAACGUGACAGGGAGGACUCCGAUUCUGAUCCUAAUCCGCGUGCCGCCCUCGAGGCCGGCAAAAGUGUCAAGCCUUCGAGCGCGACCACGAACGGGGAUGAACCUCAACACUCGUCUUCUUCUCCGCCCCCUGCCGGGCACUUGGUCGCCGCGUCUUCGUCUUCAAGGCCAGAUGAUUCGAUGGGUGCGGAACAAGAGGUAGACCGAACCGAGGCCGACGAUCUUGAGCCCUUUGCCGGCGCAAGCAUGCCACUGGAACCACGGCUGUACACGACCGAUUCCUUCUCGCUCAGUCUUCCAGCGUUAUCCGAUCAAAAGCAGGGCUCAUGGCUUGCGAGAUUCAAAGAUUGGGUUCAAGUCUUGUGCCACCACAAUUCUGACGGCCUUGCCGCCAUCAGCCCUGCAGUAGCAACGGACGCAUUUGUGUUUUACCUCGAUCAGCACAGCGGGCUGCGCCAGUCAAAGAAAAAGGCCGCCAAACAGGCAGCAAGGAAAGAGGCAACGACUCGCGCAAUACAGAACUUGAUCGAAUCUGCCGGGUCGGAUGCGACAGUUACCGUGCCGGUACCAGGGCCAUCCGCUGCUGCGAUGGGUACUGGUACUGCGGAAAAGGAAAAGACCCCAGAAACUCGGGACGAUGGCUCGGCAGAAGAAGGUGAGGUCACCAGUAAUGGAGCCAGCGCAUCUGGGGAGCAGCCUGCGGAAGUGCCAUCGUGCCAGAAUGGCGGCCCUUCUUCCGUCGUUAGAGAAGGUGUUCCUACCGGAGAAGACGAGUUGAAUCAGCAACGCAGAUACUUCCCGUCGGCAAGCGACCCGAGCAAGAUGUGCCUCCUGUGCGGCGGUGAGGGACACAGGGCUAUUCACUGCACGAGAUCGAAAUGUCGAUUCUGCAACAGUUUCGACCAUUGGGACUUUUGCUGCCCCGACAUUCGGGAACGUUGCGGUAGAUGCCGCCAGCUCGGACACAAAGCAGUGAGCUGUGCGGAAAAGCUGGCUCUUACCAAGGACGAAGGUCUAGCGUGCGCGUAUUGCAGCUCUCCGGAGCAUCUGGAGGAGAACUGCACCGAGGUUUGGCGAUCGUUUCGUGCAGAUGCAGAAACCAUUCACAAAGUCGCGUCCCUCCAAAGCUCGUGCGCCGCUUGUGGGGGCAGUGAUCACUACUCGGCUGAUUGCAGGCAGCGCAGAGGCGUUUGCGGCAAUCCAACCUGGUCGGUGCGGAAUCGCAGCAUCUACGUGGAUCCCGCGUGCGACACCCUGUCCAUUGAGGCAACACCGGUUCCUCGAGCGACGCAACAACAGCCUCUCCGUGCUCCCGUAACAAGGAUCCGUGGUCACGCUGCCCGAACCGCCAAUGUCCACUACUCUGAAAGCGAAGACUCGGAAGUGGAGUUUCUCGGCAGAAGAGCCGUCAGAGGAAAGCGGCAAGGGGUCGGGCAAAUGCGAGUGUCGAGCAACAUCCAACUGCCUCAGAUGAUGGGGAAUCACAGAAUCAACAGCUUCCAGGCUUUCGCUGAUGAAGCACCCCUUCCCCGUCGACCGCCGCCACCGUCUGGUCCUCCUGCGGGUUAUGACCGUGGUCCUCCUGCGGGUUUUGAUCGCGGUCCUCCUGCGGGUUACGAUCGCGGUCCUCCUGCGGGCUAUGAUCGUCCACCGCCACGAGCUCGUGGCUAUCAGAGCCGCCGUACGCCUCCACCCUCUCUCCCAGCCAAACCACCCUCAUCGUCGCGAGACUACCGUAAUGUGCCCCCGCCUCCUCCGCCUCCUCCGCAAGGCAGGAGAGGCGGUGACUUUGCCAACCAUCGGGGCGGGAGAGGCGGGAGAGGGGGGGGCAGGGGCAGGGGCAGAGGGCGGUGA